Purpureocillium lilacinum is the source of this 285-nucleotide messenger RNA. The record is from RefSeq and is a predicted model, not a curated record. NCBI's taxonomy places the organism in Eukaryota, Fungi, Ascomycota, Sordariomycetes, Hypocreales, Ophiocordycipitaceae.
AUGUUUGCACGUCGCGCUACCUUGUCCUGCCUUGAGAUCAAGACGCUACCCUGGUCGUGCCCGUCGGACAGCCGAAGAUACCGUGUAUGGCGGCGACUCGUAACACACUGCUGCCUGCACAGCCUUCGGGUACGACCUAUCGCAGGUCGCCGUUGCGUUGACCACUCUCCUCCAGCGCCACCCGUGCGUCGCGUCACGAAUUAUACGACGCGUCGUGAAAACCGACGUACGUACGGUCCGGUUCUGCCUUGCACGGCAGAGCUGGCGCGAUGGCUGGUAUCGUAA